AUGUCACAAAGACGAAAUUCAGAACAAGACAAAAUUCACCAAUAUAUAAAUACAUGUUAUGUUUUGGCAUCUGAGGCUACUUGGAGGUUAUUUCAUUAUAAACUAUAUGAUGAAAAACCUGAUAUUAUAAGGCUUCAGGUUCAUCUUCCAGGACAGCAUAUGGUAAUUUUUCAAGAUAAUGAAAAUUUGGAAGAAGUACUAGAGUGUGGAACUAUGACAAAAACAAUGUUGACUGUGUAUAUGAUAAAAGAAAGAGAGAAUAGAAACCAAGACAAAGAGAGAAUACAAUCGGAUGCAUCAACCUCUUUUGAAAAUCUUAGAACUAUUAAUGGAGUUACAUAUGCUAUAUUUAAAAAUACCUGUAAUACUUUGGGCUUGCUUCAAGAUGAUUAUGAUUGGAAUCAAUGUUUGAAAGAAGCCAAAGAACUACAAUCUGCCUUUUGUGAUGAUCUUUUGUUUCAAGCUAAUCAAGAAUCAGAAUCGAUUUUACUUAGACACGGAAUGAAUCUCAACAAUUUUCCAAAUAUGCCAAUUCCCGUACUACUUCCUGAAGAACCAAGUUGA
Molecule: messenger RNA, 564 nt
Organism: Cetraspora pellucida
Lineage: Eukaryota; Fungi; Glomeromycota; Glomeromycetes; Diversisporales; Gigasporaceae
Source: the annotation of a GenBank genome assembly